AUGGGACCUCAGCAUUUGAGCCCUGUGCAGCUGCUCUGUCUCCUAGGGGCCAUUUCUACUCUGCCUCGGGCUGGAGCUCUUUUGUGUUAUGAAGCAACAUCUUCACUCUUCAGAGCUGUUGGUCUCCAUAACUGGCAAUGGCUUCUGAUGAGGAGCAUGGUGUGUAAACUGAAUGAGGGCUGUGAGGAGACGCUGGUGUUCAUCGAGACAGGGACCAAAAGGGGAAUUGUGGGUUUUAAAGGCUGCAGCCCAGCUUCAUCUUACCCCCCGCAAGUCUCCUACCUCGUUUCACCGCCCGGAUUGUCCAUUGCCUCCUAUAGCCGCGUCUGCCGGACAUACCUCUGCAAUAACCUCACCAACAUGGAUCAUUUUGUGAAACUCAAGGCCAAGGCUCCUAAGACUGUAGCAUCUUCUUCCCAUAGUUGCCCAACCUGUGUGGGCGAGCACUCUAAGGACUGCCUCCCAAGUUUUGUCACCACCGAGGCUUGCCCCGACAAUGCCACUGAGUGUUACAGUUCCACCUUAAAAUUUCAGGCAGGGGCUCUCAAUACCACCUUCCUCCUCAUGGGCUGUGCUCGUGAAUACACCGAUAUUUUAGCCCACUUUCACCAUAUUGGCAGCAUCAGAGUGACUGAGGUCAUCAACAUCUUAGAGAAGGCCCAGUUUGCUGGUGCAGAGCCCUCUAGUGGGAGACCUGCUCGGGGCAUCCUCUUAGGCCUCCUGUUUGCCUUCAGGGACUGA
Messenger RNA from Balaenoptera ricei (Rice's whale), 741 nucleotides. RefSeq names its product LY6/PLAUR domain containing 4 (gene LYPD4). NCBI's taxonomy places the organism in Eukaryota, Metazoa, Chordata, Mammalia, Artiodactyla, Balaenopteridae. Gene Ontology annotation, cellular component: plasma membrane; plasma membrane raft. The coding region runs from base 1 to 741 and encodes 246 amino acids. The transcript is spliced from 4 exons. The record is from RefSeq and is a predicted model, not a curated record.